CUUCGCCUCCAGUUCUACGCCAGCCAUCCUUGGAUCUUCCACUUCCACAUCAAUCACGGCGCCUCCUCCCAUCCCGCCUUCCCACCCUGCAAGCGACUACUGCCAUCUUCCUUCAAUCCCCGCCUGUCGUGUACUUUUUGAACACGACUUCGCUUUUUUCCCUCCACGAUUGAAUUGUUGUUCUUCGACUUUUCUUCAAUACGCGGCCAGCUUACUCGCUGAUCGUCGACGUAUCCUGAUCGCUCAAGCUUCGCAUCGACAGUCUUGGGAUCUAUUCUUUGUUGCGCAUUAGCCUUGCGGCCGGUUUCUCUUCGACACUUUAGAAACGACACCCCCAACCAUCGACAACAUGUCUGCUGAGGAGGAUCUCAUCGACUACUCCGACGAGGAGCUCCAGACCAACGAGACGGCCGCCGCCUCCAACGGAAAGAAGGCUGACGCCGCCGCCGCUGGCAACAACGUCGACAAGAAGGGCAGCUAUGUCGGCAUCCACUCGACCGGUUUCCGCGACUUUCUCUUGAAGCCCGAGCUUCUCCGCGCUAUUGGCGAUUGCGGUUUCGAGCAUCCUUCGGAGGUCCAACAAACCUGCAUUCCCCAGGCUCUCCUCGGUGGAGACAUCAUCUGCCAGGCCAAGUCCGGUCUCGGAAAGACGGCUGUCUUCGUCCUGACCACCCUUCAACAAGUCGAGCCUGUCCAAGGCGAGGUUUCCGUGUUGGUUAUGUGCCACACUCGUGAGCUCGCCUUCCAGAUUCGUAACGAGUACAACCGCUUCAGCAAGUACAUGCCCGACAUCAAGACUGGCGUCUUCUACGGCGGCACACCCAUCCAGAAGGAUGUCGAGACCAUCAAGAACAAGGAGACCUGCCCUCACAUCAUCGUGGGCACCCCCGGCCGACUUAACGCCUUGGUUCGCGAUAAGGUCCUUCGCCUUGGCAGCGUCCGCAUCUUCGUCCUCGACGAGUGUGACAAGAUGCUCGAUCAGAUUGACAUGCGCCGCGACGUACAGGAGAUUUUCCGCGCCACUCCCACCCAGAAGCAGGUCAUGAUGUUCUCGGCCACCUUGUCCGACGAGAUCAAGCCCAUUUGCCGAAAGUUUAUGCAGAACCCUACCGAGCACUACGUCGACGAGGACACCAAGCUCACCCUGCACGGUCUUCAGCAGUAUUACAUCAAGCUCGAGGAGCGCGAGAAGAACCGCAAGCUCAACGAGCUCCUGGAUGACCUUCAGUUCAACCAGGUCAUCAUUUUCGUCAAGAGCACUCUGCGUGCGACCGAGCUGGAUAAGUUGCUGAGAGAGUGCAACUUCCCCUCCAUCGCCGUCCACUCCGGCGUUAGCCAGGAGGAGCGUAUCCGCCGUUACAAGGAGUUCAAGGAGUUCAACAAGCGCAUCUGCGUUGCCACCGAUGUCUUCGGUAGAGGUAUCGAUAUUGAGCGCAUCAACCUGGCCAUCAACUACGACCUGCCCGCCGACGCCGACUCCUACCUGCACAGAGUCGGUCGUGCCGGUCGUUUCGGUACCAAGGGUCUUGCCAUCUCCUUUGUGAGCACUGACCAGGACCAGGAGGUUCUUAAGUCCAUUGAGAAGCGCUUUGAGGUCGCUCUUCCUGAGUUCCCCAAGGAGGGUAUCGACGCCAGCACCUACAUGGCCUCUUAAGCGGGUUAUGCCGCGGUUCGGCAGAACGUCCGCUACCGGUGUCCUUCCACUGAUUUGGGUUCUCGGAAUUGCAAAAUUUUGGACGUGUGAUGUGCAAGGAAAGCAUGUGCACAGAAAAGCGAAAUAAGAGCUGCUCCAAGCAAAAGAGGAAAAGUUUGACAGCCUCGAAUGAGGCCUUCUGCUAUCUGUACAGAGUAGUUAUACAGGGAAAUCAAGACUGAAUCACCACG
Messenger RNA from Colletotrichum navitas, 1884 nucleotides. Its product is annotated as P-loop containing nucleoside triphosphate hydrolase protein. NCBI's taxonomy places the organism in Eukaryota, Fungi, Ascomycota, Sordariomycetes, Glomerellales, Glomerellaceae. Gene Ontology annotation, biological process: mRNA export from nucleus; mRNA splicing, via spliceosome. The record is from RefSeq and is a predicted model, not a curated record. The transcript is spliced from 4 exons. Bases 350 to 1654 code for a protein of 434 amino acids. Gene Ontology annotation, molecular function: ATP binding; RNA binding; RNA helicase activity.